GUACGUCGCAGGCCGAGAAGGGUCCGAGCCACUACGCUUGCACGCGGUGCGGCCGCAGCUACAGGUGGGCCCAGAGCCUGCACCGACACGUGACCAAAGAGUGCCUCCAGGACAAAAUGAUUAAAUGCCCCUACUGCCCACACAAAACUACUCUAAAGACGGAAUCCUGUCGCAGCCACUCCAGUAUCCACUGCCGCCUGGCCUGAUUGUGGAGCCCAGGCCGUUUUUCCAGGAUGCAGUGAAGCCCACGGAGCAGGAACGCAAUGCCGAGGUGGAUGACGAGACGGCGAGGUCGGCCGGCACUGCGGAGGGCAUUCCCUUUGGGAACGACGCGGAGGACGUGGACUUUGUGGACAUCGCGGACAGCCCCGUCAUGGGCAUCAUCGGGGACUUGGAAAGCAGGGAGGAGUCCAACACGUGUGAGACUUGCGGCAAGGUGUAUCAGCACCGUCGCCACCUGCAACGCCACGUCAAGUACGAGUGUAGCGGCCGCCGCGCCCAGUUCCAGUGCCCCAUCUGCUUCAAGACGUACAAGCGGCCUGAGCACCUGAAGCGCCACGGCCUCUUGAUCCAUCGUGUAACCAUCAACACGCCGCGCAAGAAGUCUUCGUAAUUUGUAAAUGGCCGGCGAAGGGCACGCAUUGGACGCUUCCACCUAUUAUUAAGAAUAAUAAAAAUCUAAUAUAAUUUGUGUAAA
Messenger RNA from Thrips palmi, 697 nucleotides. Its product is annotated as transcription factor steA-like. The record is from RefSeq and is a predicted model, not a curated record. The transcript is spliced from 2 exons. Bases 125 to 613 code for a protein of 162 amino acids. Lineage: Eukaryota; Metazoa; Arthropoda; Insecta; Thysanoptera; Thripidae.